Messenger RNA from Effrenium voratum, 1787 nucleotides. Lineage: Eukaryota; Dinophyceae; Suessiales; Symbiodiniaceae. The record is from the annotation of a GenBank genome assembly.
GGCCAAACCGAGCAACCCAUAUGAUGCCAGAUAGCAGGCAGCUUGCCAUGGCUUCCAUGCUGCCACUUACUGCCAGGGAGAAGCCCGUACUUGCCAGGCUGGAUGAUCGCGAGGCCAAUCUGCCGGCCGUGCGGCCGCAGUCCCAGGGCCAACGCCAGGGCGGCGAAUGGGCCGUGAAGCUCAGAUCGGAGCCUCCGCCCAGAUCGGAUCCUCCAGAGAAGCUCAGAUCGGAGCCUCUGGAGGACGUGAAGGCGGGCUCGCGCCGCAUGUUGACUGAAGAUGAGCUCAGUCUCGCACGGCCGGACCCGGGAUAUCCCGGUGAGUGUGAGCGGCUGCGAUCUCACUGUGAGGAGCUUUUGCGGCUGAACGCGGAUCUGAGACAGAAGCAGCUCGAGCAAGGAUCGUUCGCCGGGAAGUUCGACCACCUCCUGCGCGAGGUUUCGCAGAUGCGGAGCUUCAACCAGACUUUGCGGGGCGUGGCGGAGACCACCCAGCAGUGCCGCAAGGAGGUGAAACAGCUGCACUCCCUGGUGCCGCCAAUCUCAGAGUUGUCCGGCCUCAUGGAGGUGGCUGUAGGCGAGCUGCGUAGCAGCCUGCAGGAGGAAAUGCGGGAGAUUGUGGCCUCUGAGGUUGCUUCCCUGAGGGAACAGCUGACGCGGAUCCACGAGAAUUCUACGCGGAUGGUCGGCCUCACGCUGGCGAACAGGAAGGACUUCGAUGAGCACCGCAUGGGGCUCAGCAGCAACGAGCUGGAUGAGCUGCUGCAGCUCUCGCGCUCCUCCAAGGAGCUGCUCAUGAGCAAUACCUCUAAGUUGGAUGCCACCUGGGACCAAAUUAUCCACAACAAGAAGAUGAUUCAAUCAAAUGCCGAAACGAUCAACGCAAACAAAAGAAUCAUAGAGGAGAACAAGAGCCACAUUCAGGCCAACCAGCAAGCCAUCAAAGACGAGCAGGAGAAGGCUCGGCUUGAGGCGCUAGAGGCGGUGGAGAAGGUGGCGGCUUUGCAAGAGGAGCUGAGCAAGGAGCACAGCAACGCGGAGCGCCUGGCUUUGGAAGAAGAGCUCAUGGAGAGCCAGCAGAAAAAGAUGAACAUGGAGGCUCACAUGUCGGAGCUCCAGGAUGAGCUGCAGGAAGGCUUGCAGGAGGAGAUGGAUGAGCUGAACAAGAAGUUUGAUGCCAUCUUUCAGAAGCUGGAGGUGAUAUCUGACAGCGUGGUGAAUACGCAGCCCACGCUGCUUCAGCAGCUCCACCGGGUCAGCGAGAUCACGCGGAAAGGCAACAUGGACAUCAACUUGGCCAACGGAGAUGUCAAGCUGAAGCGCACCAUAAACUUCAAGAAGAAGAACCCCGGAGAAGCUCCCACGGCGGAGUUUGAGAAUGCAGCAGAGGCCAAUGAAGUCCUUGCGGACGUGGCGGAGCUGUGGCACAUGUUCAAAGUCAUCAUCACCGUUGAGGGCCACACGAAAGAUAUCGGCGGCGGCAGCGAGGAGUUCUGGCAAAACGUUGCCAACAGCCGCGCCGCCCUCUGUGCUGCGGCCCUUGGGGUUAUGGGGGUGGACCUGGGCCAGAUCAUUGCCAGCGGCAAGCCCGGCAAGACAGGCCUCAACAAGGCGGCCUUGGUCAUCAAGUUCGAUCUCUUUCCUGACCUGGAUUGAGCCAGGCGACAGCCUGCGAGAUCCAGUGCUCAGCCAGGCCUCUUUAGGCAUCUUAGGCUUGAAUGAUUGGUACUUUGAGCUCAGAUACAGGGAUGGUCACGGAGAUGUGAGCAUGCAAUGUUUGGGCCAAAC